AGCAGAUGGUUGCCAAACUACGGGAGUGCUCAACGGAGGCGUCUGUCGCCGAUAACACUGUGUUGCAUCAGAUUCUGAUAGCCUACCAGUUUCCAGAAUGCCAUCCGAUUUCCUCACUCCGUUUUUGGAGCUGGACGAUGAGUUCUGCAAGAAUUUCCGCAGUCUGGACAUGACAGAUGGCGUACCACCCACCACACAGAGGCAGCGCGCCGUCGGCUUCCAGCGCAGACAUUCCCUUUGCCCGGUUACCCUGCCAAACUCCAAGUUCAACAGUGGCAGUUUCGAUACCAGCAGCGAGUCUCCUCUCUGGGCUCUCAGCACAGUCAGCCAGCAAUGGAACCAGCAGCAGCAGUUGCCCCGCUCCACUAUCAACCAGAUUCCCUUUCGGGUGGAUCGAUCAGUCAGCAUGAUUGAAGGCCACGUUAGCAGCCUGGGGAGCACCGAGCAACCACCGCCACAGACCACCUCCACUGUCCUCAUGCCCCCGCCAGGCCUGAGUAUAAGCACCAGUUCGCUGUCCUCCCCAAAGUCCCUGACGCCAACUCCUCCCAUCUCGACUCGUUACAAGACCGAGUUGUGCCGCACAUACGAAGAGAAUGGCACUUGCAAGUAUGGGGCCAAAUGUCAGUUCGCCCACGGCAUGGAUGAGCUGCGUGGUCUCAACAGGCAUCCAAAGUACAAGACGGAGCCAUGUCGCACCUUUCACACCAUCGGCUUCUGCCCCUACGGCGCACGCUGUCACUUUAUUCACAACGCCGACGAGCAGCUGGAUCAUGGCACGGCGCCAAACGCCCGGCAGAAGAUAAGAGAGCGACCGCAGCUCAUGCGUCAGAGCGUCAGCUUCGCCGGUUUCUCCUCGCAGCCGCUCACCGGCUUCCAAGCCGUCCACGAGCCCAUGACAUUCUCGAGGGCCUCUUCCGUGUCCCCACCCCCCUCGACCGGUAGCCCUGAUCUGCUCUCGCCGUUCUUCCCCGAGCCCCGGUCACUGAAACAAAGUUAUCCUCUCUCCGCCGACGUGGACGGCGACCACCACAUCAUCGCGAACCCCCGCGUGUUCAGACUCGCGGAUUCCAAAGUAAGCUCCGGUUUUGCGCCCAAGGCGGUGGCGCAGAACGGCCACCGCAACGCGUUCACAUUUACCGGCCUGCCUGCGCUCCAGCGCAGCACGUCUGCCGACUCUCUCUCCGACCAGGAGGGCUACACAAGCUCCAGCAGCCUCAGUGGUUGUGAGUCCCCAAGUUUUGAGGGCAGACGACUCCCCAUCUUUAGCCGCAUGUCUGUUUCAGACGACUAAAACUUUUUAAAUGUGUGCAUAUUGCAUUCUCAUCCCAGCAGGAGUUCUGCUUAGUGUUCGUAAAAGUUACUGUCAAACUCGUUGAUACAUAUAUCGUGUAUAUCAAAACAUUGGCAAUGUAUACUGUUGUAUACCCUUUUGAGCUACCGUGGUUAGGCUACUGCACAAAACAAAACAAACAGACAAAAAAAAAAAACGUUUUUCUUCUUACUUUCUAGAGAUCCUGUUUCAGGGUUGAUGUUGAAUUUACCCUCUGUAUGCUUCAUGAGGACUAACCCUUAGCACACAUGUUUGAGUCACUUACUCACAGUUUCACGUUAGUAAGUGGUUCGAUUUUCCCUGUCUGUAUAACCAAAGCUGCAACCUAGUUUAUAUUGUUUGUAGGUGGGGGAAAAUACUGUAAACAACGUAGCCUUUAGUUGAGGCACCUAAUGAACAGUAUUAUCGUGUAGUCUAACAGUAGGGCUUUCUAAGAUUUAUUUAUUGCUGUUUUGUAUGAUAUUCACAUUUUUUAUAACUUGGGUCUGCUUCAAAAAUAUGUAAUGCUCUAUUGUGGUCCACAUAGUUUGCUGUUGUUUUGAGCAGUUCUUUAGCUUUAAGUGAACACAACAACACAGGCGUCCUUGAAUGUUUGAUGUCUAAGGAUCAGUUUUCUUGUAGUCCAGAUGAUCACAACUUGUUCAUCUUGCAAGUCCUACAGUACAAUCAACAAAGGCUCACGGAAGUGUUCAUCACCCGAAACAAGAGAGAAAGAACAUGCCAAGUCAUAUGGCAGUUGACGCUCAUUUCAGACAGGAUGCUCAUUUAAGACAGGAUGCUCAUUUCAAAAUGUUUUUUAAGGUGUAUCCCAGCUGAUGUUUCUAUUCUAAAUGUAAGCCUCCAUUCUCAGCUGAGAAGAACAAACGUGUGUGAGUGUGUGUUCUUGUUUGUUUUUCUUUCUUUUUGAUUUCUUUUAAACAUGGCAGAUUGACAAUGUAUAAACACGUGCCACAAUGCCAUCUUGUAUAUCUUAAGAAUCUUGCACUCUAUGUUCAGAGGUGUGUCAUGUUUUGCAAGAGAAGAAUCAGUUACUCUGGAGUCUCCCUCUGUUGGGCAGCCAUUCUUGUCUGGUGUUCUGAUAAAGCUGUUGCCAUGGGCUUGCAAAAAAGAUCAACAUCCAUUGUGCCCUAACUGUGAGAAAACAUGCUUUCGCAUUUGUUAACUUAAAAAAAAAACUUAUUUAUUUUGGUUUGUUUUGAUUUUCUUCAAAGUGUCGAAAAGUAUAUAUUGUGUCAUUUUUUUUAUAUUGUUUUCUAUAUAAUUUAAGUGUAAUGUUUACAUUCCAUGGGAUAGUUGUCCCAGUUUUUAUUCUAAUAUAUUGUUGUUUUGUUCAAAAGUCAAAAAUAAACUUUUCAGAGGAAAA
This is a messenger RNA of Sardina pilchardus (European sardine), 2696 nucleotides long. Its product is annotated as mRNA decay activator protein ZFP36L1-like. Gene Ontology annotation, molecular function: metal ion binding; mRNA binding. NCBI's taxonomy places the organism in Eukaryota, Metazoa, Chordata, Actinopteri, Clupeiformes, Clupeidae. The coding region runs from base 98 to 1294 and encodes 398 amino acids. The transcript is spliced from 2 exons. The record is from RefSeq and is a predicted model, not a curated record.